Molecule: messenger RNA, 692 nt
Organism: Drosophila obscura
Lineage: Eukaryota; Metazoa; Arthropoda; Insecta; Diptera; Drosophilidae
Exons: 2
Coding region: 165-692 (175 amino acids)
Source: RefSeq, a predicted model, not a curated record
CCCGAUCCCAUUGCAAAUCUUUCACUUUUGGGCGGCGUUUGGCUUGUGCAUUUUGCAUUUUGCAUUUGGGAGGCUAUAAAAGCCAUCGGACAGAUGGCAACCAUUCGCAUUGCUCGACUGAGUUCCAGCCACACAGCACACACAAAGAGGAUACACAGGACACAAUGUGGAGACUAAUAUUGAUUUGCGGAAUACAGAUGAUUUUCGCAUCGGAGCACAGCGACGAUGGAUGGUCAGGAGGGGAUGGAGGCCACUACGGUGGAAGCGGCGCCAGUGGCAGUGGGAGUAGCGGAAGUGGAGGUGGAGGAGAGGGACACUACCAUCAUCAUCAUACACCCACCACAUAUUCGGAGAUUUCCAAGCACGUGCCAGUGCAUGUGAUCGAGAAGAUUCCGCUGCCCAUUCCCCAUCCGGUGGCCGUUCAAGUACCGAAUGUGAUCCGGCUACAGAUUCCCGAACCCUAUGCCGUCCAUGUGCCCGUCCAGCAGGAGAUCCAAGUGCCGGUGUACAAGAUAGUCCCAGAGAUAACCGAACGGAAGAUCCCCUACACGGUGGAGAGGCCCUAUCCCGUGGAGGUGGAGAAGCCCUAUCCCGUGGAGGUGAUCAAGCAGAUCAGGAUUCCGGUGCCUAAACCCUAUCCCGUACCGAUAACCAUCUACAAGCAUGUCCUGCAGAAGGAGCAUGGCUGGUAA